Messenger RNA from Saccostrea cuccullata (small rock oyster), 2225 nucleotides. RefSeq lists its product as uncharacterized. The record is from RefSeq and is a predicted model, not a curated record. NCBI's taxonomy places the organism in Eukaryota, Metazoa, Mollusca, Bivalvia, Ostreida, Ostreidae. Bases 32 to 1834 code for a protein of 600 amino acids. The transcript is spliced from 2 exons.
UGAACGGAUUUCCAAAUCACGUGAAACUGGAAUGCAAACGUGCCCUGUACAUUCUGAUUGCACAUCAUUAUCGAAGCACUUUGGGCAAAGGAUAUAUAAAAUGUAUGAUUCGGCACGGAUGACUAAGAUGGAAAAUGAAAUAUUGAGCUGCAUUGUACUUGACCAAGAUGCUUUUUAUGAUAUCAGAAUGUUGGCAGCUGACAAAAGGGAACAGGACUGGGUCACUGACUAUCUACCGGAAUUAUCAACAGCUUCCCGCGCUCAAGUUCUCUAUACUCGAGAACCUAUCGCCCGCUACGCCCCAAAACAAAAAAUAGCUGAAAAGUUGUGGAUAUCGAACAUCGUUAUGUUGGGAAGCUCCCAUGAUGGACUUUAUUUGGAGAGGACAUUCCCGUUGAUAGAAGGCAUGUGUCAAAUCAACGAAACUGACGUAGAUGUGGUGUUUGAGUUCACAGGGGUCACGGUUACAGAGAAUCGUGAAACUGGAGGCCAGCAUGGGACGAUCUUUUUGUUAGAAAACACUUUUCCCGGUUACGUCAAAAUGCGUGUGGUAACCGAACAUCCCAAAGAGCAAGAUGAGUCUGAGGAAUAUUUAUUGCCAAUGGUUUUAAGAGGAAAACUUGAUACAGCGAUAAAAAGUUCAAAAUUUGCGAUGUACUUGACCAACAAGACAGACGGCCCGGCUUUACACGGCGCUAUUGAGGACGAGCUAGGCGUACAUUCUCUGGAUUACGUCAUUGGUUUGUCCAUGCCUUCUUGGCCCUCCGUGGCAUCGGAAAUUCUGACCCGUCCUAGAGCAUCUGGCUGGCCCUCAGCUCAACUGAUCCAGAAAGCAACAAAGCAAGGCUGUGGAUUUGUUCCUGUAGGGCAUCCAUUAAGUUCUGAGGCACAUUUAGAAUGGCGGAUCUCUUUUGCAAUAAGCGAGAGAAUUCUACUUUUAAGCCUUACCAUAACCCAGAUCAAGGCCUACGUCUUCUUUAAAGCUCUUUGCAAACUGAAUUUAUGUAACGAUGAUGAUUCGUUCUUAACAUCGUACAUGUUAAAGAACGUUUUAUUUUGGACAUUGGAAAAAAUUCCUUUGGAAAUAUGGACUUCAGAAAAUUUGUUCCAAUGCAUAAAAGAGCUUGUCACCAGACUAGAGGCCUUUCUAGAUGAUAGGUGUAUACCGAACUAUUUUGUGCCCAGUAGAAAUAUGAUCCAGCACAUAGAACAAUCAAGGAUUUUAGAUCUUAGAAAUAAACUAGGCAUCAUGAAAGUUGAUAUAAUUGGGGAACUCCUACGUCACACUGAUGGGCAAAGGAUACCGUCCGUUUUAGAUUUAAGUUACUCCGGACUGUUUGCAAAACUUGCGGCGCCAGAUCCUAAGGACCGUUCCCUACUCUUGUCCAACGUUUAUUUCAUUGCAUACUUGACAUUGAGGCUCCACGCAGUUAGGUACUUAUCAAAUUUAAGCAUUUCCACUUUAAUGUACAUAAGACAACGUGGAAACUGCAGCAUUCUGAGAACUGUCCCAGCAUGCGCUGCGCGGUUCCUGAUAAAAGCUAUUAUUCAUUGUGACACAGAUGUGGCUUUGACAACCUACCCAGAGAUGAAAUCGUUCAAUUUAGACAUUCUCACCUUACGACAACGAGCUGUAGCUUUCAUAGCAACAGAAAUUUACAAAGGAAAGCUAAAAAAUGUUAUAGAUGACCAAGAGUUCGCCACCAAUGAGGCUGUAUCUGUGCUUCCCGAGUUCCAUGUGUUUGUUGAAUGGGUGGAUCUAACCUGUCGGUGGUGCGGAAGCACGCCUCUGAUUGAUGGACAGAGCAGAUGGACUGUAUAUGACAUAGACUAAGCUGUCAAGGGCACCGCAAAGCGGAGCAUCCCCUUGCAAAGACAGCAUUCAACAUCGACCGCAAUGCAAAUUACAUCACUUCUGUUUUGCACAAGGACAAACUAACCCACACACACAUUGACAGGCUCGUUUCUAUAUCCCCUUUAACUCCGUUACGAGCCUUAAUCAAUCAAUGCUUCAAAAAGUUGUUAGGAACCUAUCCUACGGGGGCAAAUGUGAACAUUUUAUACAUGUGCAUGUAUAUCAAUUAAUCCUAGCUGAAAAAAAUUAUUCUCACAAUUCAAAGAAAGCUUCUCUUUGCGAGGGCUAAAUUAGUUAAUAAUCUCUCCGGUUUGAAAAAUGAAGAUUAUACAUAUAGAAUACUAGUAGACUGUAGCUUUUUCAAAUUAUA